This is a messenger RNA of Hydra vulgaris (swiftwater hydra), 684 nucleotides long. Its product is annotated as calcium load-activated calcium channel. The record is from RefSeq and is a predicted model, not a curated record. Gene Ontology annotation, cellular component: endoplasmic reticulum; cytoplasm; endoplasmic reticulum membrane. NCBI's taxonomy places the organism in Eukaryota, Metazoa, Cnidaria, Hydrozoa, Anthoathecata, Hydridae. Gene Ontology annotation, molecular function: calcium channel activity. Gene Ontology annotation, biological process: endoplasmic reticulum calcium ion homeostasis.
AUUAAUAAAAAGUAGUUGACUUUUUUUAGAAAAUUCUGUUAUAUAUAAAGCAUAAGAUAUAUUUAGAAGAUCAUAAUGCUGGAGGAUACUAUUCUUAUUGUAUUCAUUGCUUUGGCAACUGCACUUCUAAGUGAAGGGUUAUCCUAUGUUCUUAUUUACCGAACAGAACACUACAAAAAGCUGUCUGUUGAAGUUGAAAAGAAUACAAAAAAACUUGAAAAGAAAAAGGAAGCCAUAAUAGAUAUUUCAAAACAAAGUGGUCAAAAAAAAAAGAUUGAACGUGUAGAAGAAAAAUUAAAAAAUCAAAAUCGGGAUUUGUCAAUGGUUAAAAUGAAGUCAAUGUUUGCUAUCGGUUUUACUUUUACAGCACUUAUGGGAAUGUUUAAUUCUAUCUUUGAUGGAAGAGUGGUUGCAAAGUUACCAUUUAGUCCAAUAUCUUGGUUUCAUGGACUUUCGCAUCGCAACAUUCGAGGAGAAGAUUUUACUGAUUGUUCUUUUAUUUUUUUCUAUAUAAUUUGUACCAUGGCUAUACGUCAAAACAUUCAAAAAAUAUUGGGCUUUAUGCCAUCUCGAGCAGUUAGUAAGGCUGGUGGUGGAAUGUUUUCUCCUCCCUCUGUCCCUAAAUAAACUUUAUUUAUAAUUUAGGUAUUUUUCUUCAAGAAGAGAAUUGAAUGUUAUCUUGUA